Cooperia oncophora is the source of this 417-nucleotide messenger RNA. Lineage: Eukaryota; Metazoa; Nematoda; Chromadorea; Rhabditida; Trichostrongylidae. The record is from the annotation of a GenBank genome assembly.
CUGAAUUUUUUUGCCAAAUUCUCCUGUGAAUCAGUUAAAAGCUCUUUUCAGACACUACUAGUAUCUUUGCAUAAGUUAUCUAAAUAUAUCGACAUAUCUCAACUGCCGGAGAUUUUUGGUGGAACAUUCACUUAUGACGCGGAGAAAUGGUGCGAUGAACGAGAGAGGAUUGAAGCCGUAAUGGCUGAGCUGAAUAGCCUUUCACAGGACGUAAUUCAGGCAAACGGACGAUUUCAGGUCUCUCCGGAUGACCCAAUAAUUGCGGCAGCAAUCUGGGCCUCCUCUACCUCAAAAAAGAAGCUGCGAAGUUGUCGAACGAUGACAGCUGAAAAUGAAAGAGGAUGUUCGAAGAUGCUUGAAGAACACCGGCUGAGAAGGAGUAGAACAGGCUUUUGGAUUGGAUUGAAGGUCUGGUGA